This is a messenger RNA of Apodemus sylvaticus (European woodmouse), 1409 nucleotides long. RefSeq names its product RAB17, member RAS oncogene family (gene Rab17). The record is from RefSeq and is a predicted model, not a curated record. Gene Ontology annotation, molecular function: GTP binding; GTPase activity. Gene Ontology annotation, cellular component: endosome. Lineage: Eukaryota; Metazoa; Chordata; Mammalia; Rodentia; Muridae. Bases 62 to 706 code for a protein of 214 amino acids. The transcript has 6 exons.
AAGGGGAGCCGGCAGCCCUGUGAGAUGAUGGUCUGAAGAACUCUUUCAAAGUGAACAGGCCAUGGCCCAGGCAGCUGGGCUGCCACAGGCCAGCACUGCUCCUGGCCAGCCCUUCGUGAGCAAGCUGGUUCUGCUUGGAAGCAGUUCUGUGGGCAAGACCAGCCUGGCCCUCCGGUACAUGAAGCAGGACUUCAGCAACGUCUUGCCGACUGUGGGGUGUGCCUUCUUCACAAAGGUGGUGGACUUGGGCUCCUCAUCUCUGAAGCUUGAGAUCUGGGACACAGCUGGCCAAGAGAAGUACCACAGUGUCUGCCACCUCUACUUCAGGGGUGCCAAUGCUGCGCUCCUGGUUUAUGACAUCACCCGAAAGGAUUCCUUUCACAAGGCCCAGCAGUGGCUGGAGGACCUGGAGAAGGAGUUCCAUCCAGGAGAGGUGGUGGUGAUGCUGGUCGGCAACAAAACGGAUCUCAGUGAGGAGCGGGAAGUGACCUUCCAGGAAGGAAAAGAGUUUGCGGAGAGCAAAAGCCUGCUGUUCAUGGAAACCUCCGCCAAGCUGAACUACCAGGUGUCUGAGAUCUUCAGCACUGUUGCUCAGGAGCUACUGCAGAGAGCGGGAGAUGGGGGAAGCAGCAGCCAGCAGGAAGGCGAGGCUGUGGUUCUGAACCAGGAAGCUACGGUCAGGCAGCGCCAGUGCUGCACACGAUAGCCACUGCCACUGCAGGAGGAGUGGGUGGAUGGAGGACAUCUCAGCCUGAGCUUCAAGGGUCCCCAGCCCAAGCCACACCUUCACAGCAAACCUGCUGGCUCUUUGUCGACUCAUACUCUCUGUCGGAGAUGGCUUCUGCUUGAGCCCUGGAGGCUUCCAGAAGUUGGAAUUUCCUUCAUAAUAACUGCUUGCCAAAGCUAAUGGAAACUGUCUCAGGGAAGAUCCAGUGUCAAAUGGCUCCCAGAAGACUGUCAGCCCUACCUUACCAGAUACUCAGAUGCCUGGAUGCCCCGAUGCCUUGAGCCAAGUGUGCCUGCUCCACCUGGCUGUUCUGUUCAGCUCCCUUAAAACCAUUGCAGAAGACUUAAAUGAAGCAGAGAAAUGUGGGAUGGGAGGACCCGUGGGAUGGGAGGACAGAUGCUUGCUUCAUCCCGGGGCAGCUGGGGCGUAGCUGGACCACUUCCGUCCUGGGAACUGUCACGGGACGAGAAGAGGCAUCAAAGCAAGGGAAAUGCAGAGAUGAGCCCAAGGGAAAAACGAUCCCAAGGUGCUAAUCUCAGUGAGGUAACACUGGAGAGACAGAGCCUGAAAGGGUGACCUGGAUGGAAGUGUCCCCUUCCAGCUGUGGAGGGACAGAGCCAGGAUUCUAUCUAGUGAUUUGAAGACUCUAAAACCCCUGUCCUGAGGUGAACACUGUGUGGUU